CCGGGAAGAUGGCGGCGGCUGCGCGGAGCGGGUGGCGGCCAUAAUGGAGGCGGAGGGCGGCCCGCUCGGCCCGGGGGAGCGCUGGGCGCCGGUGGGCGCCGUGACGGCGGACGAAGAGGAAGAGGAAGAGGAGACGACGGGGUCGCCGCGGUCGGUGCCGCGGUUGCGGGCCGAGCGGCGCCGCCUGCACGGGGCGCUGCUGGCGCUGGCCUCGCACUUCGCGCAGGUGCAGUUCCGGCUGCGGCAGGUGGCCAGGGCCGGCCCGGCCGAGCAGCAGCGGCUGCUCCGCGACCUCGAGGACUUCGCCUUCCGCGGCUGCCCCGCAGCGCUGCCCCACGAGCUCGGGGAUGGCCCGAGUGGGCAAGAGAAGCAGGAGCAAAUUGAGAUCCAGAAGGAAAAGCAAAGAGAGCUGAUCUUACAGCUUAAGACACAGCUGGAUGACCUAGAGACGUUUGCAUACCAAGAGGGCAGCUAUGACUCUCUUCCACAGUCUGUAGUUAUGGAAAGGCAACGGAUGAUCAUAGAUGAAUUGAUUAAGAAGCUGGACAUGAACUUGAGUGAAGAUAUUGCAACACUCUCUCCAGAAGAACUGCGACAGCAUGUGGAUGCUGCCAUAGCACAGAUUGUUAACCCAGCACGGGUGAAGGAACAGUUGGUGGAACAACUGAAGACACAAAUAAGGGACCUUGAAAUGUUUAUCAACUUCAUUCAAGAUGAAGUGGGAAGCUCUGGUAAGGCGGAAGAUGGACACUGUGAGUGCGCAGGCAGAAAAGAUGGUGGUGGUUCCUGCAAACCAAAUAUGUGGUCUUCUGGAAACAGAGUGAACCCAGAAGAUGCCAAAAAGAUGCGAGAAACGGGCCUGCACCUCAUGCGUCGCAUGCUUGCUGUGCUACAGAUAUUUGCUGUGAGUCAGUUUGGUUGUGGUACUGGUCAAAUUCCUCGCAGCCUCUGGCAGAAGGACCAAGCCAACAAGGACUAUUCUCCCUUAAUUAAGAAACUGGAGCUGUCUGUAGACCGGGUGAGGCAGCUAGCUCUGAAACACCAGCAAGAUGACCAUGUUAUCAGUUCUUCUGAUCUGCAGGAGGUUUCAUUAGGAGGGAGAGAUGAACUGACUCUGGCUGUGCGGAAGGAGCUGACCAUUGCUUUGCGAGACUUAAUGGCUCAUGGGCUCUAUGCCUCUUCUCAAGGGAUGAGCUUGGUGUUGGCACCCAUUGCAUGCUUGAUUCCUGCGUUCACCUCCUCGCCACAGACCAUGCACCCCUGGGAGCUCUUUGUGGAGUAUUACAAAACUAAAAACGGACAGGCUUUUGUGGAGUCUCCAGCUCGCAAGCUCUCCCAGUCCUUUGCUUUGCCUGUGACAGGAGGAGUCACUGUCACACCCAAACAGAGCCUGCUGACAGCAAUUCACACGGUUCUCACUGAGCACAACCCCUUCAAGCGCAGUGCAGACUCUGAACUGAAAGCUCUAGUGUGUAUGGCACUAAACGAGCAGCGCUUGGUCUCCUGGGUAAACCUGAUCUGCAAAUCUGGAGCUUUGGUGCAAUCUCACUACCACCCGUGGAGCUACAUGGUAAACACGGGCUUUGAGAGUGCACUUAAUAUCCUCAGUCGUCUGAGCAACUUGAAGUUCAACCUCCCAGUUGACCUGGCUGUCCGGCAGCUGAAGAACAUCAAAGAUGCUUUUUGAUUUAUUUUUAUUGUAGGUCAUCCACUUUUUGUAUGUGAGCGGCUGUUGGUUGCCAGAAGCCUGGCCUUUCUUUCUUUAAGACCAAGUUUGGCUCUUUGAAAUCAGUACUUGCUUUUAGAGAAAUCUUGACGCUGGUGGCUGGGUGUGGUACGGUGCUUUAUCCUGCCCUUCUUGUGCAGUUCUGAAUAGCAAAACCGGUGAACAGAUGAAUGGUGCCAGGUGCUGAAUGGGUGCAGGAGGGUCCUGCCCACAGAGCCUGCCCAUGAUGGUGCCAGUACGAGACGCCCCUCAGGAUUGUGAGGCAGCCUGAGGCUGCUCGGCAGUGGGAGGUUGGUUGCUGGGGUUUGAUGUGGCUGUGAGGGGUCAGGGGUUUGUUUGAAUGUAAGAGAACUGGGGGCAAAUCAUGGCUGAGGAGCCGGGCACGCGCUGAACAGCAACAUUCAUCCAGGUGCUGGGUGAGGGGUGACGUGCAAGUUACUUUGUGCUGUUGUCUGGAGCUCGUGUGCAGCGGUCAGAGCAGCACAGAGCUGCUCAGAGCAGAUGUAUUAAAGUUCCUUACUAAGUGUCUGUGGGGAGAAUCCA
Coturnix japonica (Japanese quail) is the source of this 2269-nucleotide messenger RNA. RefSeq names its product RUN domain containing 1 (gene RUNDC1). NCBI's taxonomy places the organism in Eukaryota, Metazoa, Chordata, Aves, Galliformes, Phasianidae. The record is from RefSeq and is a predicted model, not a curated record.